UCAAGUGAGCCAUGACAUAUGAGCUCUUAUUGUGAGCACACAGGACGGUGGCAUCUUUCUAAGGUUUUUUUUAUUUUCCCAGCAAUCAGUACAACCAAGUCAUCGUUAUAAGGCAUCGCCCUCUUUUGCCCACCCCCCCAGCACCAGGUGUGGCCACUAGCCUAUAUGAAGGCCCAAAAUUGUGUGUUCCUUUCUGCUCUGACAAUGGCAUGCCCAUUCGUGCGAGAUGUGGUGGAUGAAGAAGCACUUGUGCUGAGGAGAGCCUUCAGGCGAGAAAGGGUCUUCAGGGACCGGUUGGACCCACUGGCCUUCCCUGACGACCAUCUAUAUGAAAGAUACAGGUUUUCUGCAGAUGGCAUCAGGUAUCUAUGUAGACUACUGGGUCCCAGGAUUAAGCACCGCACUGCACGGAGCCAUGCACUGAGUGUGGAGCAAAUGGUUUGUGUGGCCUUGCGCUUUUUUGCUAGUGGAGCCUUCCUGUACUCAGUGGGGGAUGCAGAACAGCUGAACAAGGCCACAAUUUGCCACACAAUAAGGAGUGUGUGUCUGGCUAUCAAAGCAUUAGCAGAUGUCUUCAGCUCCUUCCCUGGCCACAGAAGACUCUGUGACAUCAAAGAGGAGUUCUAUAGGAUUGCAGGUUUCCCCAAUGUCAUUGGUGCAGUGGACUGCACACACAUAAGGAUAAAAGCCCCCUCAGGUGCCCAUGAGGCCGAUUUUGUGAAUAGGAAAUCCUUUCACAGCAUUAAUGUUCAGAUGGUCUGCAAUGCUGACUGUGUGAUCAGCAAUGUUGUGGCAAAAUGGCCUGGCUCAGUCCAUGACUCCAGAAUCUUUCGGGCCUCUGAAAUCUAUCACAAGGUGAAUUCUCUGGUGUGUUGCUGGGAGACAGGGGGUAUGGCUGCCAGCCUUUUCUCCUGACACCUUUCACAGACCCCCCAGGAAGCACAGCAGGCCUACAACCAUGCCCAUGCCAGGACCAGGGCCAGAGUUGAAAUGACCUUUGGCCUCCUGAAGGCACGCUUUCACUGCCUUCACAAAUUAAGGGUCAGCCCUGUUAGGGCAUGUGAUAUUACUGUGGCUUGUGCUGUCCUCCACAAUGUGGCCUGCCUGAGGAAGGAGAGGGAGCCCAGAGUGCCACCAGCCAUGGACUGGGACAAUCCGGCAAUCUUCCCUGAUGACGACAGUGGUCGGCUGCUGAGGGACCAAUAUGUGUUGAAUUAUUUUAGUUAGUAUGUGUGCUUUCAAUUUUGGUUAAAUAUGUCCUGCGGUGGCAGAGGAAUUUGGGUUUUUUUGGGUUCGUUUUUUGAUGAAUUUGGCCUCUUAUGACGUUUGUGCGGUAUACUGUGUGUAAUACAAGGCUGCAGGGAGGCUACUGCAUCCAUUCAUUUGUCUGUUCAGUUGAUGUGUAUGGAUUUGUCCUGCAUUUAUUUUAGUGUGCAGACAUGCAGGGUGUGUUAUAUACAGACCUUUGAAUGUGUAUGUAUAAUAUGCUUGGAUUCUGUGCUUUCCAUCUUGUAGAGUCACUGACUUCAGUUUCGAAAGGAGCUGAUGGUUUACCUGCUUUGUUUUGUCCUUAUUCAAUAAAGGAACAUAAUGUUACACAUUGUGUUUUUAUAUUCA
This is a messenger RNA of Oncorhynchus masou masou (cherry salmon), 1617 nucleotides long. RefSeq names its product putative nuclease HARBI1. NCBI's taxonomy places the organism in Eukaryota, Metazoa, Chordata, Actinopteri, Salmoniformes, Salmonidae. The coding region runs from base 166 to 915 and encodes 249 amino acids. The record is from RefSeq and is a predicted model, not a curated record. The transcript is spliced from 4 exons.